Cladophialophora carrionii CBS 160.54 is the source of this 1404-nucleotide messenger RNA. RefSeq lists its product as uncharacterized. The coding region runs from base 1 to 1404 and encodes 467 amino acids. Lineage: Eukaryota; Fungi; Ascomycota; Eurotiomycetes; Chaetothyriales; Herpotrichiellaceae. The transcript has a single exon. The record is from RefSeq and is a predicted model, not a curated record.
AUGUCUAGGUGGUGUCAGAGUCCCCGGAUUGAGUUGGUCGUUGGUGAAGAUACGACUUCAAGCGAGGGCUCGUUUCUAUUUCCUCGGGAGCUCCUCCGACGUCGCUCACGAACCCUCCAGGAGCACGUCAAGUUGCACGAUGGGAAGGCGGUCCCCGUGCCUGAUACCUCCGUGCAAACCUUGACGGAAUUCUUUAUCUGGAGUAAUCGACCCGAUCCGCAUCUGGAAGACCGCCUGAGUUUCCCGGAAGUCGUCAAUCUUGGUAUCUUCGCCUGGAAAUACCAAAUCUCCGCUCUCAGCAACCAAGUCACAGACAAGGUGCGGGCGAAUCUUGCCAGUGGCGAGUGGCAACUGCAGGCGGCUAUCGUGGACGCUAUCUACCAGGCCACGGAACCCGGCAGCCCGCUACGAGAAGUUGUUAGGGCUGCGUUGGGGCAGCUCUCGCGCUCGGUCAUCGCCGGCCAAGAGUGGGAAAGCACAUUCAGAAACAACCGCGAUCUUGGCUGGGACUAUCUCAGGGCUGGGGACAAGGAGUGGGCUCGUCAAGACUACUUGUCAGGAGUGUGCCGGUUCCACAAUCAUGACGGCAUCAAGCGGCAAGAGGGUCUUUGUGAUGGGUGUCCCUUUGCCGAAGCCGAUUGCUAUCCGGAUUGGGGGGAGAAUACCGAACAGGACUUCGAGACCUCGAACCGCGAAAUGCCAUCACAACCAGAGCAUCCCGCAGAGGAAGGUUUCGAGGAGCCAGGAAUCGUAGCGCCAGAGCCUGUGUCAGCGUCAGAGCCAGUACCAGCACCGGACGAGCCAUGCCCGGAACCAGAGCCAACAUUUGACGAGCCAAUGCCAGAGCCGGAGCCUGUGCCAGAGCUGGAGCCGGAGCCUAUACCGGAGCCUGUGCCAGAGCUGGAGCCGGAGCCUGUGCCGGAGCCUGUGUCAGAGCCAGAGCCAGCGUCAGAGGCAGAGGCAGCAAUUGAAGAGUCAACGCCAGAGCCUGCAUUUGCAGAAACUCCAGUCGCAGAAGUACCGGUUGAAGAGGUGCUUCUCGAAGAGUCAAAGCCUGUAAAGGUCAAUGGACACCUAGGAACGGUCGAAGACGUUAACGGCCUCGGCAUGAAUGGUCACGUCGAUUCAGAGCACCCAGAAGAAGUACUUGAGGAGGCAGACGGCACAGAAACACCACACGUCAACGGAGCCCGAGCAGGGUCCCUUGCUGAGGAGGAAUCACUGUACCCAGACUCGCUGUCGAGUGAUCGGGAGAUCCUUGGAGCUGUACCCCAGGUGAACGGAAAGAUGGUGGACAAGGGCAGUGUGAAGGCAGUUGUAACGGCAGUGCCGGAAGCUGGAAAUCGUAAAUUGUCCAAGAACCAACGAAGGAAACUGGCGAAGAAAUUGAGCGGUGGGAAUUGA